Molecule: messenger RNA, 610 nt
Organism: Anoplophora glabripennis (Asian longhorned beetle)
Lineage: Eukaryota; Metazoa; Arthropoda; Insecta; Coleoptera; Cerambycidae
Product: broad-complex core protein isoforms 1/2/3/4/5-like
Exons: 2
Biological process (GO): regulation of transcription by RNA polymerase II
Cellular component (GO): nucleus
Molecular function (GO): protein binding
Source: RefSeq, a predicted model, not a curated record
UCUACGCCCUGCAAACACCCUGUGAUAGUGCUACAAGAUGUCGCGUGGACGGACCUCCACGCCCUGGUGGAGUUCAUCUACCACGGCGAAGUUAACGUACACCAGCGCUCCCUAUCCUCGUUCCUCAAGACGGCGGAAGUUCUCAGAGUCAGCGGACUCACACAACAGCACGGCGACGGCCGUGAUCAGUUGGCCCAAGUACAAAGUAUGGUUAGAUCUCAGCAGCAGCAGCAGCAGCAGCAGCAGCAGCAGCAGCAGCAACAACAGCAAUCAACGCCUUUGUCGAACCACCACCCCAGCUUCACCGAAAAGUUAGUAGAGGACGCCCUGUUCACGUCGCCGUCGUCGCCGCCGCACGGCGCGACGGUCAACCAGCUGCUGAGGCGGGCGGCCAUGCAGUACAGGCGGGAGCGGAGGAUAUCCUCGGACCCGGACAGCGAACACAAGAGGGCCAGAUCGGAACACAUCAUAGGAAACAACAACAAUAACGAAUUGAACUUGUCGCACACGCAGCCCCCGCAGACGCAGCCGGCGGACUUCUCUCCCAGCGCCAUGAAGAAUAGUGCACUUAAUCUUAAUCUGAAUUCCACGAUGAAGAGUGACCCAGAAG